AUGAUUAAUUUAAAAAAUUUGGAUUUUCAUUUAGAAAAUUUAUGUGAAUCUAAUAGAUGUUUUAAUGAUGAAGAGAAAUUGGGUUUACUUUAUGGUAUGAUUAAUUUAGAAGACAAAAUAAAGAAGGAAAUUUAUUUAUGGGGGAAAAUAGAAGGAGUUCAAAAUGAUUACUAUAUAACUUACUAUUUUAAUUAUGAUGAUUUUUUUCCAAACAAAAAAUUUUUUUAUUGUAAUAAUGAUUAUGAAUUUCACGAAAUAAAAAAAGGAAAUGAUACAUUAAUAAAAAACAUUGAAAAAAAAACACCUUUUACUUUGUUUAACGGAACACCAAAUAGUUUUUAUUGGAGAAAUGAUAAAAAAAAAAUGAGAAAAGAAAAAAACAAUGAAGAUAGUGAAAAUGAAGAAAGUGCAAACGAAGAUAGUGAAAAUGAAAGCAAUGAAAGCAACGAUAAUGAAAAUGAUGAUAAUGAAAAUAAUGAUAGUGAAAAUAAUGAUAAUGAAAAUGAUGAUAAUGAAAAUGAUGAUAAUGAAAAUGAAGGUAGUGAAAAUGAUAAUAAUAAAAAUGAAAAAAAUAUUAAAGAUAAAAAUGAAAUGGUAGAAAAAAAUGAAAAUAAUAAAAAGGAUGAUAAUCAGAAUGUUAUAGAACUUGAAAGAUUGUCUUAUAUUGUAAGAAAAAUAGAUGAAGAAGCAUUUAUAAUACCUUACAACUCAGUGAAAAUUACUAACAAUCUAGAAGUGAAAUUUUCCAAUUUUAGCGGAUUAAACAUUUUAGAUGCAUUAAAAUUAACAUCGUGGGUUCAUUUUAGAUACCCUAAAAAUUUAACAUAUGAUAAAAUUAAAAAUUAUGACACUUUUUUUUUAAAUAAUUUUCUAGAUUCUAUUGAGUCAGAUAAUCCAACAAAUAUGUGGAAUAUCAAAAUAAAUGAAGAAUUAAGUAAAAUUUCUAUUAUAAACCAUUUGUAUCCUGGUUAUAUUUUUUAUCAUAUUCUUAAUACCCCAUUUUAUGCUUCCUUAUAUAUAGGGAAUGGAAUAUCUAACUACGAUUUACCUUUUUUACUACCUUAA
Messenger RNA from Plasmodium gallinaceum, 1065 nucleotides. Its product is annotated as conserved Plasmodium protein, unknown function. Gene Ontology annotation, cellular component: axoneme. The record is from RefSeq and is a predicted model, not a curated record. NCBI's taxonomy places the organism in Eukaryota, Apicomplexa, Aconoidasida, Haemosporida, Plasmodiidae. The coding region runs from base 1 to 1065 and encodes 354 amino acids. The transcript has a single exon. Gene Ontology annotation, biological process: axoneme assembly; cilium movement involved in cell motility; motile cilium assembly.